Molecule: messenger RNA, 438 nt
Organism: Haemonchus placei
Lineage: Eukaryota; Metazoa; Nematoda; Chromadorea; Rhabditida; Trichostrongylidae
Source: the annotation of a GenBank genome assembly
AUUGUUCCUCUUCCUCAUACCAUUUUUUACGUUUUUCUGGUGGAGGCAUGUCACCGAAGAGCUGAGCUUGUAAUUCUUCAUAACUCAUUGAUGCAAAAUCUGAACGUUUCUCGUUGUCAGUGGUGGUCUCCUUUUCUCCAUCUUUAGACGCUUGCGGAGGGAUGAGCCAGCUCCCAGAAAUCUCCGGGCCGUCUUUUCCACGCUCCAAUUCGGCUCCCCAUUCACUAUGAUUAGUCUCGAAUUCGAUCAUACAAAUCCGAUCACCCUUUUUCGUUGUUCGAAUAGGAGUUAUCAUCGAAAUUGGGCCAUAGUUUUCAAAAAGUUUUCGCAAUUUCUCUUCAUCAUAGUCGCUGCCUUCUGAAGGUUUCCACUUGACUCGAAGAGUAGCAUUCUUUUCUUCGCUUUUCUCCGGUGCUUUGCUCUCUGCCUGUUCCCUAG